AUGGCGUGCAAAGACUAUCAGGCUAAGUGGUUCUUUGACAGAAAGAACGGGAUCUGUACCCAGUUCUGGUAUGGUGGUUGUGAAGGCAAUGUCAAUAGGUUCGAGACUGAGGCCCAGUGCUUGAAACGCUGCAUGAGGUCAGGUGAGUGGUCCUUGUUGCCAGGUUUUCUGAAAGCUUGCAGAGGCUGUUUGCACCUGUCUGGUCAUAUUUGACUAACUAACUAAGUAGACAAUCGUAGACUGUAAUUCGCUUGAUAACAGUUGUCGUAAGCAGUCCUGAUAGCUAAUGUCAUGCUUUUGCAACUAACAUGAUAUAAUCAUGAUACAGGAUGCAAUUUAGAUUACCUGGUUAGCUAGCUGAUAAGCUAACCAUGUUAAGUGUGUAUAUUGUUACCUAUCAUGACUGUAUAUGACAUCUAUUACAUCACAGUGUAAAAACAGCUAUAUGACGGAGCGUACAAUUAAAGUGUUAAGGAUGUUGUAGAUCAGUUGGUAAAAGGUUGUUGCUUGACUUUAGAAACUUUUGUUUUUUCCCUGUUCGACAGCACCAGAGCCUCAGCAACAAGUGGAGCAGCAGCCCGAGACUGAGAUCCUUCCAGCUCCCGGUAAGUUACCCUAUUGGUAAAACUUUCUAUGAAGUCGAUAUGCAUUAUACCGCAUUAUACAGGGCCGUGCACAAACCCCCAUAAAGGGUACCCCCCCCCCCCCCCCCCCCCCCCCCCCCCCCAAAAGAAAAAUAUCCUCAACUGCCAUCACGGACUCAUCGUUGAGCAAUUAUUUCAACAAGAGGGGAAAGCAGCGCAAUCUGAUAAGUAAAGUAUUUUGCGAAACUAUUCUGAACUGGAAUAAAUGAUGCACUUAUUUACACCAACACAAUUCCAGUCAAAAUAGAAGAUUGUAAGAAAUAUUGUAGCCUGCCAUUACUAUAUCCAACCCAACUCCAUUUGUUGCCACUAUCAUGUAUCCCAGUGUUUUUCAAACUUUUUGACCCUCAACCCCCAAAAAGGAGUGGUACAAAACUUGUGAUCCCCACGCACACACAUCCACAUGCGCCACAAUCACUGCGCAAAUGUAACCUGCCAUUACACCCAUAAACGGUGAUCCAUUUUACACCACCAUUUGGAGCUGAAAGUCAUUCAUGUUAGCAGACAACAUCAAGUAAGGAUAUAUCAGACAUAUAGCCAGUAGCCACCCAAACUAGGCCUAUCUGAAAUAUGAAUAUUAUCAAUCAAGUCGCCAGGUAGCCUAUUGCUCUGGCAAAGAUGAGUCAGUUGUAGGUCGCUAAACUGUAUUUUAUAUGGAUGAUAAAUGUAGGCCUACUCUGUUUUUGGAAAACUAAUCUGGCUUUGCACACCUGUGCACAUUUUUGGUUCUGAAGCAUGAAUGAGAAUUUAACAAUGACUUGCGGGCAGUUGGUUAAGAACAACAACAACAACAACAAUUUUUUGGGGGAAAUUAUACCACCACCGAAUGGCCAAAGGUGCAUGUGCCCUGCACAGGUAUAGCCCUAUGUGCAUACAAACAGGAAGUACCAGUGACACGCUCAAUUCGGAAGUGGUGAAGCGUAUGCUAAGCUACAUGACUGUUUUGCUAGCACAGACUGGAAUAUGUUCCGGGAUUCAUCCGAUGGCAUUGCAGAGUUUACCACAUCAAUCACCUGCUUCAUUAAUAAGUGCAUUAAGCGUCAAUACAGGACUAAGAUCGAAUCCUACUACACUGGCUCUGACGCUCAUUGGAUGUGGCAGGGCUUGCAAACUAUUACAGAUUACAAAGGGAAACACAGCCACGAGCUGCCCAGAGACACAAGCCUACCAGACGAGCUAAAUGCCUUCUGUACUUGCUUCAAGGCAAGCAACACUGAACCAUGCGUGAGAACACCAACUGUUCCGGACGACUAUGUGAUCACACUCGCAGUAGCUGAUGUGAGUAAGACCUUUAAACAGGUUAACAUUAACAAGGCUGCAGGACCAGAUGGAUUACCAGGACACAUACUCAGAGCAUGGUCUGACCAGUCGUGAAGAGGGCACGACAAAGCCUCUUUCCCGCAGGAGGCUGAAAAGAUUUGUCAUGGGCCAUCAGAUCCUGAAAACAUUCUACAACUGCACCAUCCAUAGUAUCUUGACAGGUUGUAUCACCGCUUGGUAUGGCAACUGCUUGGCAUCCGACCACAAGGCGCUACAGAGGGUAGUGCGUACGGUUCAGUACAUUACUGGGGUAGAGCUCCCUACCAUCCUCUAUACCAGGCAGUGUCAGAAGAAGGCCCCAAAAAUUGUCAAAGGCUCCAGCCACCCAAGACACCGACUGUUCUUUCUGCUACAGCACGGCAAGUGGUAUCAAUGCGUCAAGUCAGGAACCAACAGGAUCCUGAACAGCGUCUACUCCCAAGCCAUAAGACUUCUAAACAAGACGGCUAAAUAGCUAAUCAAAUGGUUACCCAGACUACCUGCAUUGACCCUUUUUUGCACUAAUUCUCUUGCACUGACUCUAUGCGCACACACUGGACUGUAUCCACACACUCACACAUACUUACACACACACAUACUGACGCCACACACACACACACCAUAUGUCCACACACACAUAACAUGCACACACAUGCAUACUGACACCACACACACACACACACGCUGCUGCUAGUCACUACCUCAAUUACCUCGCACAUCGACUUGGUACUGGUACUCCCUGUAUAUAGCCGUGGUAUUUUUUGUCAUUAUUAUUAUUCGUUAUUCACUGUGUCACUAUUUAUAUAUAUAUAUAUAUAUUUUUUUUAAUGGUAUCUUUAAUACUGCAUUGCUGGAAAAGGAACCGUAAGUAUGUAUUUCACUGUUAGUCUACACCUGUUGUCUACGAAGCAUGUGACAAAUAAAAUGUGAUUUGAUUUGAUUUGAUCUGGGCACAUGCCUGCUUAGAAGUAUUCUAUAACACACCAUAACAAACAUUAUGAUGCAGUAAUAAUGAUGGGCUGCUCUUUGACACUCCUUAAUCUAUCUUAAUAAUGUUUACAUAUCUUGCAUUACCCAUCUCAUAUGUAUAUACUGUAUUCUAUACUAUCUAUUGCAUUGAUUUGACAAAAACAUUAGAAACGCAUUAUAAUGCUGUGACCAGGAAUUAUGAAGCACUGUUGCUGUACAUUAUAAGUGAUUAUGAUUAUACUUACAAUGCAUUAGGAGUAUUGGUAUACGGAAUUAUGAUUAUUUAUGUGCAUCUAUAACGAUGCUUGCAUACUGCAUUAUUACUCUAUCAUAGUGCAUUAUGAGUACCUGAAUAAUGCCAGAGCACAUGCACCUUUGCCCUUCCAGUCACCAAAGUGCUCUUUUCGGUGGUGGUAUAAUUUUUUGUCAUGGUUAUUCAGAACCCACUGCCUGCAAGUAUUCAUAAAAUUCUCAUCUAUGCUUCAGAACACAACAAUUUUGCGUCUUCAUUGUUGACCAAUGACUAGUCAUCAGCAUUGGUGCGCAAAGGAGGGCGUGCAUAUCCAGAUUAUUGACCAGAAAUAACAUUAAUUUCCUCCAGUUUUGUGUGGUAGGUUUUGACACUCUUAUGUAGGUGUCAUAACCAGCCAUAAAAUAACGCAAUAUACAGUACCAGUCAAAGGUUUCGACACACCUACUCAUUCAAGGGUUUUUCUUUAUUUUUACUAUUUUCUACAUUGUAGAGUAAUAGUGAAGACAUCAAAACUAGGAAAUAACACAUAUGGAAUCAUAUAGUAACCAAAAAAGUGUUAAACAAAUCAACAUAUAUUUUAUCUUUGAGAUUCUUCAAAGUAGCCACCCUUUGCCUUGAUGACAGUGAUUGUGGAGGCCAGGUCAUCUGAUGCAGCACUCCAUCACUCUCCUUCUUGGUCAAAUAGCCCUCACACAGCCUGGAGGUGUGUUGGGUCAUUGUCCUGUUGAAAAACAAAAUGAUAGUCCCACUAAGCGCAAACCAGAUGGGAUGGCGUAUCGCUGCAGUUUGCUGUGGUAGCCAUGCUGGUUAAGUGUGCCAUGAAUUCUAAAUAAAUUACCAACAGUGUCACCAGCAAAGCACCCCCACACCAUCACACCUCCUCCUCCAUACUUCACAGUGGGAACCACACGUGAAGAUAAUCCGUUCACCUACUCAGCAUCUCACAAAGACAUGGCGGUUGGAACCAAAAAUCUCAAAUUUGGACUCAUCAGACCAAAGGACAGAUUUCCACCAGUCUAAUGUCCAUUGCUCAUGUUUCUUGGCCCAAGCAAGUCUCUUCUAAUUAUUGGUGUCCUUUAGUAGUGGUUUCUUUGCAGCAAUUCGACCAUGAAGGCCUGAUUCAUGCAGUCUCCUCUGAUCAGUUGAUGUUGAGAUGUGUCUGUUACUUGAACUCUGUGAAGCAUUUAUUUGGGCUGCAAUUUCUGUGGCUGGUAACUCAUGAACUUAUCCUCUGCAGCAGAGGUAACUCUGGGUCUUCCUUUCCUGUGGCGGUCCAAAUGAGAGCCAGUUUCAUCAUAGCGCUUGAUGGUUUUUGCGACUGCACUUGAAGAAACUUUCAAAGUUCUUGACAUUUUCCAUAUUGACUGACCUUCAUGUCUUAAAGUAAUGAUGGACUGUCAUUUCUCUUUACUUAUUUGAACUGUUUUAGCUAUAAUAUGGACUUGGUCUUUUACCAAAUAGGGCUAUCUUCUGUAUACCACCCCUACCUUGUCACAACACAACUGAUAGGCUCAAAAGAAGGAAAGAAAUUCCACAAAUUAACCUUUAACGAGGCACACCUGUUAAUUGAAAUGCAUUCCAGGUGACUACCUCAUGAAGCUGGUUGAGAGAAUGCCAAGAGUGUGCAAAGCUGUCAUCAAGGCAAAGGGUGGCUACUUUGAAGAAUCUCAAAGAUAAAAUAUAUGUUGAUUUGUUUAACACUUUUUUGGUUACUAUAUGAUUCCAUAUGUGUUAUUUCCUAGUUUUGAUGUCUUCACUAUUAUUCUACAAUGUAGAAAAUAGUAAAAAUAAAGAAAAACCCUUGAAUGAGUAGGUGUGUCAAACUUUUGACUGGUACUGUAUGUCACAACAGGUCUAAAUAUAUGUGUCAUGACAGUGUUAUGACCAUAUUAUAACAGGUUAUGACAAGUUAUGUCAGCUGUUAUGAGAUAUUAUGACAUGGUUAUGACUGUGUCAUAACAUGUUAUCAUGCUGGGUGUCAAGUGUUACCUAAUUUUCAUAUUUCAGAUAGGCCUAGUUUGGGGGCCUACUGGCUAUAUGUCUGACGAUAAGCAGCUGUAACAUCGCACUGCCUUCAACAUUAUGGGAUGAAGAUGUAACAUAUUCUGGAGAAUUUAUUACGAUAUGUGCUUUGUAUGCACAUAGGGAUAUACCUGUGCAGGGCACAUGCCCCUUUGGCCUUUCGGUGGUGGUAUAAUUUCCCCCCAAAUUUUUGUUGUUGUUCUUAACCAACUGCCCACAAGUCAUUGUUAAAUUCUCAUUUAUGCUUCAGAACCAAAAUCUUGCACAGGUGUGCAUAGCAAGAUGAGUUUUCCAAAAACAGAGUAGGCCUACAUUUAUCAUCCAUAUAAAAUACAGUUUAGCGACCUACAACUGACUCAUCUUUGCCAGAGCAAUAGGCUACUUGGCGAUUUGAUUGAUAAUAUGCAUAUUUCAGAUAGGCCUAGUUUGGGUGGCUACUGGCUAUAUGUCUAACGAUAAGCAACUGUAACAUCGCACUGCCUUUAGUAUUAUGAGAUGAAGAUGUAACAUAUUUUGCCGAAUUUAUUACGAUAUUUGUGAGGAAGAACAGGGCUACCCGGCUGGCAACCAGCACUCUGCAGGCAGGCUGCCCUCCAAAGUCAUGGUGCGGUGCAAAAUAUGCUUUCCCUCCGAUCCUGCAACCUCCGCUACAAGUAGGCAGUAUGAUUUUGCUUGCUCUGGACUCCAGAGAAGAGACAUGAUAUAACCCUACUUGAUGUUGUCUGCUAACAUGAAUGACUUUCAGCUCCAAAUGGAGGUGUAAAAUGCAUCACCGUUUAUGGGUGUAAUGACAGGCUACAUUUACGCAGUGAUUGUGCACGCAUUUUCGUGUGUGCACAUGUGCGCGGUGGUCGCAAGUUUUGUACCACUCCUUUUUGGGGGUUGAGGGUCAAAAAGUUUGAAAAACACUGGGAUACAUGAUAGUGGCAAUAAAUGGAGUUGGGUUAUAUAUAGUAAUGGUAGGCUACAGUAUUUCUUAAAAUCUUAUUUUGACUGGAAUUGUGUUGGUGUAAAUACAGUGGGGAAAAAAAGUAUUUAGUCAGCCACCAAUUGUGCAAGUUCUCCCACUUAAAAAUAUGAGAGAGGCCUGUAAUAUUCAUCAUAGGUACACGUCAACGAUGACAGACAAAUUGAGAAUUUCUUUUCCAGAAAAUCACAUUGUAGGAUUUUUUAUGAAUUUAUUUGCAAAUGAUGGUGGAAAAUAAGUAUUUGGUCACCUACAAACAAGCAAGAUUUCUGGCUCUCACAGACCUGUAACUUCUUCUUUAAGAGGCUCCUCUGUCCUCCACUUGUUACCUGUAUUAAUGGCACCUGUUUGAACUUGUUAUCAGUAUAAAAGACACCUGUCCACAACCUCAAACAGUCACACUCCAAACGCCACUAUGGCCAAGACCAAAGAGCUGUCAAAGGACACCAGAAACAACAUUGUAGACCUGCACCAGGCUGGGAAGACUGAAUCUGCAAUAGGUAAGCAGCUUGGUUUGAAGAAAUCAACUGUGGGAGCAAUUAUUAGGAAAUGGAAGACAUACAAGACCACUGAUAAUCUCCCUCGAUCUGGGGCUCCACGCAAGAUCUCACCCUGUGGGGUCAAAAUGAUCACAAGAACGGUGAGCAAAAAUCCCAGAACCACAUGGGGGGACCUAGUGAAUGACCUGCAGAGAGCUGGGACCAAAGUAACAAAGCCUACCAUCAGUAACACACUACGCCGCUAGGGACUCAAAUCCAGCAGUGCCAGACGUGUCCCCCUGCUUAAGCCAGUACAUGUCCAGGCCCGUCUGAAGUUUGCUAGAGUGCAUUUGGAUGAUCCAGAAGAGGAUUGGGAGAAUGUCAUAUGGUCAGAUGAAACCAAAAUAUAACUUUUUGGUAAAAACUCAACUCGUCGUGUUUGGAGGACAAAGAAUGUUGAGUUGCAUCCAAAGAACACCAUACCUACUGUGGAGCAUGGGUGUGGAAACAUCAUGCUUUGGGGCUGUUUUUCUGCAAAGGGACCAGGACGACUGAUCCGUGUAAAGGAAAGAAUGAAUGGGGCCAUGUAUCAUGAGAUUUUGAGUGAAAACCUCCUUCCAUCAGCAAGGGCAUUGAAGAUGAAACUUGGCUGGGUCUUUCAGCAUGACAAUGAUCCCAAACACACCGCCCGGGCAACGAAGGAGUGGCUUCGUAAGAAGCAGUUCAAGGUCCUGGAGUGGCCUAGCCAGUCUCCAGAUCUCAACCCCAUAGAAAAUCUUUGGAGGGAGUUGAAAGUCUGUGUUGCCCAGCGACAGCCCCAAAAUAUCACUGCUCUAGAGGAGAUCUGCAUGGAGGAAUGGGCCAAAAUACCAGCAACAGUGUGUGAAAACCUUGUGAAGACUUACAGAAAACGUUUGACCUGUGUCAUUGCCAACAAAGGGUAUAUAACAAAGUAUUGAGAAACUUUUGUUAUUGACCAAAUACUUAUUUUCCACCAUAAUUUGCAAAUAAAUUCAUAAAAAAUCCUACAAUGUGAUUUUCUGGAAAAAAAUUCUCAUUUUGUCUGUCAUAGUUGACGUGUACCUAUGAUGAAAAUUACAGGCCUCUCUCAUCUUUUUAAGUGGGAGAACUUGCACAAUUGGUGGCUGACUAAAUACUUUUUUUCCCCACUGUAAGUGCAGCAUUUAUUCCAAAAUAGUUUACUUAUCAGAUUGAGCUGCUUUCCACUCUUAUUGUAAUAACUGCUCAAUGCUGAGUCUUUGAUUGCAGUUGCAGGGAUUUUUUGUUUGUUUGAGCACAUGCCCCCAAAAGGUCUGUGCACAGCCUGAAACAGAAUCUGGCCUUACAGAAGACGUUGAUAUGGCAAAUCUCCUUUAAGCCCAGGAAGCAGCCAUUCAACUUGCCAUUCACCAGCUUUACAAGCUUAAUAAUGUAAAAAUACAUUUGUUACUCACCAAAUAUGGACUUUCGAUCAGCAACAAUUAUCAUUAACUGCCGUCACGGCUGGUAUGUACUUCCAAAAAAGGUCUAAAUAAAAGUUUACAAGCAACUGAAAGAAUGCCUAUUCAGCACGGCCAAAUCUCGAUUAGGGCCCCCAAAAGGCACUGAUUAACAUAAGUAGUCCAAAACUGAAAAAGUCAAAGCCCUGUGCGACAAAAUCGUACAGUAUAUAUAAAAAAUAUAUGGCAUUUAGCUGAUGGUUUUAACCAAAGCAACUUAUAGUACAGUCAGCACAUACAUCUUUUGUAUAUACUGUAUGGUCCCAGUGGGAAUCAAAUCCACAACCUUAGCGUUGCUAGCGUCAUGCUCUACCAACUGAGCAACAGAGGACGACUGUGUUGUGUCAUCAUGAAUUGCGCAGAAGGUUUCACUUUACUGAAAGCAGACAAUGACCACUUUAUAAUUGUAUUGUAACAGCUUAUGGGGUAUUAUAUCUGUCUGCCCUAGGCAUUUCAUCACUUUACCUAAAGUAAAGCUAUAACACACCAUAACAAAGAUUAUAAUGCAGAAAUAAUGAUGUGCUGCUCAUUGACAAAAACGUUACAAAUGCAUCGUACUGAUGGUCAUUAUAAUGCUGUACGAUCCUUGAGGGAAAAGUGACCAGCAAUUAUGAACCACUAUGUUGCUGUACAUUAUAAGUGAUUAUGGUUAUACUUAUAAUGCAUUAGGAGUACUGGUAUACAGAAUUAUCAGUCUUUGUGUGUCUAUAACUAUGAUUAGUUGAGAGGGUUUCAGGCAGGAAACCCUCUCAACUCAAGCAUGAUUUCAAUUCAGUCCUCUUACCCAGUGCUGUGGAAAAUGCUGAUAUAACAUCUACACUGUAGCAGGUUAUAUACAUUGCGUAACACAAUAUCCUCUGUGUUCACUCUGCAAACAAUGAGCCCCUUUGUGUCUGGCGACAAACCCCCCCGAUGCCUCAGAAUGAAUUAUGGAAUGAGUGAAAAGCCAACCUUGGAAAAGGGGAAAGUUAUAGUUUUGUCAUAAGCGUGGAGCAAAUGAAUGACGAGGGCUGUUCGCUGCAUGGUUCACAGUUUUUUUUGUCUAGUAAACUUUUCGAAAAUGAGCCUGAUUAGGUGGUGCGCUUUCAGGCAGCAGAGAGUUCAUAUUAUGAUCUAUUGUACUGUAAACUAUAUUCAAGAUCUUGAGUUUGACGGGGGAAUGGCUUGUGGUAGGGAAUGCUUUCUCUCAAGUUGUCGAUCAUAUUAACCAUAUUCACCUCUAUUAUGUUGCAAUUCAUUUCCUAUUGGAUCAACUGAUGCAGUUGAUUCCUGUGGGUCACACAUUUAUUGGCCUAUUCUCUCCUCCCUCACAGCAGCCUUUACAGGAGUGGAAAUCUGUCAGCUCCCCAAAGAGGAAGGCGCCUGCGCAAAGUUUGUUCUCAAGUGGCACUACGACCCCCUUAGCAAGAGCUGCACACGCUUCUGGUACGGAGGCUGUGGCGGCAACCAGAAUCGCUUCGAAACUCACGAGGAGUGUGAGAAGGCCUGUGGAAAAGCAGGUGGGUCUCGCUAG
This is a messenger RNA of Coregonus sp. 'balchen', 9645 nucleotides long. NCBI's taxonomy places the organism in Eukaryota, Metazoa, Chordata, Actinopteri, Salmoniformes, Salmonidae. The record is from the annotation of a GenBank genome assembly.